AUGUGCGGCGGCACUCAAUUCCGACAAGACCUGGCCGUUGCUAGAAUUCAGAACCAGCGUAUCGACGCAGCCACACUCCUCAUCCGAUGCCUCCCGCUCCUACGUUACCAUCUUCGACGACUUAUCGACCUCGACGAGCGAUCUCGUGUUCAUAAGCUGCCCUUCGGCUACCCCACGAAUACCUGGCUUGUGACCUGUAGUGCAGAGCUGCAAAUUUUGGUCGAAGACUUGACUGAAAGGUUGGACACUCACCUGCCUCAUCUGCCCGGCCUCUAUGGGAUGGACCCCGUCCAGGAGGUUGUGCCCAUCAACGGCUUCAGAGAUCCUUCUCCCUCUCCUGCCCAGAACUCUGAUGCGCGGGAUACAGAAGUUGCCCACUUUCUGCGGUCUCUCCAGCCGCUUGAGGACUCUGUUCAGCGUCUAGUGGAUUUCGAGCAGCGACUCGGCGAUUGCGGAGAUUGGAGACGGGCUACGUACAUGGCUGUCAUGGGCUGGUGUGCGCUUCUGAGGGUCGAGUUGGAGAAUUUCACUGGCAUGUUGCUAGAUCACAUGGGACCUGUGGGAGGAAGGGAUGGAUUGAGGGACUGGCACACUGGAUCGAUAGUCGUGGGACAAGCCGCUCCAACAAUCGCGGCGGCGCUCGCUCCGGCGGACAAACUGGGCGAUCAUCCAACACUUGAGGUCAACCUACAAUGCGAUGAAGAAGCCCAGGAGCUGCAGGACUACGGCUCCCGUCUGAGUGAACUCUUAGAACAGGUCUACCGGGACCAGGAUGCAAAUCCUCAGAGCGAGAGAGCACGAAUGCAGAUCGCUAUAUUGCAUCACGAAUGGGAUCGGUUUUGCGAGCGGCUUCUAGCUUUGUACGGACUUCAUGCGAGAGUGCAGGAUGGAGAGGUUGUAGGGGAAGUGAGGGAAGCGGGAGCCGGACAAGGUGGACGUGGAGGUCAAAAUGGCCGUGGAGGUCCGAGUGCCCGCGGCAGUCGAGGCGGUCACCGCGGUGCUGGUGGGAUGAGUGGCAUGCCAGGACCAUUGUUUGACUUCGGUCGCACGGCUGGACCUGGGCGAUGCUGA
Messenger RNA from Zymoseptoria tritici IPO323, 1071 nucleotides. RefSeq lists its product as uncharacterized. NCBI's taxonomy places the organism in Eukaryota, Fungi, Ascomycota, Dothideomycetes, Mycosphaerellales, Mycosphaerellaceae. The transcript has 4 exons. The record is from RefSeq and is a predicted model, not a curated record. Bases 1 to 1071 code for a protein of 356 amino acids.